This is a messenger RNA of Hydra vulgaris (swiftwater hydra), 655 nucleotides long. RefSeq lists its product as uncharacterized. NCBI's taxonomy places the organism in Eukaryota, Metazoa, Cnidaria, Hydrozoa, Anthoathecata, Hydridae. The record is from RefSeq and is a predicted model, not a curated record.
CCCAAGUAAACUCUUCGUUCAUCAUUGCUAAUUUGCAAUAGCAACCUCUCAUGCAUGUUUUUAGUCAUAUUUAGUUGAUAGUAAAAAAUUCAGCCAUGGAUAAAAAUGAAUGCAAGUUAAACCAAUCACCAGAAGCACUUACAUUGACAAAAAAAAAAGAAACAAUUCAAAAGAAAAGUUCAAAACCUCUUUCUGCUUGGAACAUGUUUUACAUGAAAAAUAAAGAUAAUCUAAAUGUUCAAAAUAGCAGUAAUGCAAAUGAAGAUUUUGGAUUAAGAUCUACAGUUCUUGCACAUGCUUGGAAACAAUGCUCCAAAAUGCAAAAAGAGCAUUACAAGAAACUUGCCAGUCACCACAACAAAGAAAAUAUUUUUUGUCAAUGUGGCAAAUUAUUUAAAAAAAAGAAAGAAUUAAACCGGCAUCAGAAGUCAUGUGGAAAAGUUUUUGAAUGCCAUUCUUGCAACAAGUCUUUCAGUGCUGAGAAAAAUUUAAAAAGACAUUUUAAAGAACAGCAUAGCGGAUAGGCUCGUAAAAGAAACAAUGUUUUAUAGUUUUCCCUAUUGCUGUGCAAGUUUAUUCCUCCAAGUUUAGUAAAAUAGAUUGAAAAUAUAUAUUUUUUGGAAAUAUAUUUUAAAUAUGUUACUAAUUAUUGUUA